UCCUGACGGGCACCUGCUGCUCCAAGCAAUUCUCAGGAUGAUGGUGUUCGCGUUUUGGAAGGUCUUUCUGAUAUUAAACUGCCUUGCAGGUCAUGUUAGUAUGGUGCAAGUGACCAUCCCAGACAGUUUCUUGAAUGUGACUGUUGGAUCUAAUGUCACUCUGCUCUGCCUCUAUACCACCACUGUGACGUCGCUGGACAAGCUCACAAUCCAAUGGUCUUUCUUCCACAAUAAGGACAUGGAGCCAAUUUCUCAUGGCUCGCACCCCAAUACUGAGGGUAUGGAGGAAAAGGCAGUCAGUCAGUGUCUAAAUAUGGCGCAUGCAAGAGACGCACGGGGAAGAUGUAGCUGGACCUCUCAGAUUUACUACUAUGAAGGCGGACAAGCUUCGGCUAUUGGGCAAUUCAAGGAUCGAAUUAUAGGGUCAACAAAUCCAGAGAACGCAUCGAUCACUAUAUUGCAGAUGCAACCAGCGGACAGUGGAGUUUACAUCUGUGAUGUCAACAACCCUCCAGAUUUUGUCGGCAAAAACCAAGGCAUUCUUGCUGUCACUGUGUUAGUCAAACCUUCCAAGCCCUUUUGUACCAUCCAAGGAAGACCAGAAGCAGGCCACCCAAUCUCCUUGUCUUGCCUUUCUGCCGUUGGAACACCGUCCCCUGCAUAUUACUGGUAUAAGAUUGAGGGAAACACCAUUGUGCCAGUAAAAGAAAGCUUCGACUCAGCCACUGGAGUUUUGGUUAUCGGAAAUCUGACAAAUUUUAAGCAAGGUUAUUAUCAGUGCACUGCCAUCAACAGUCUCGGCAAUAGUUCCUGUGAAAUUGACUUAACCUCUUCACAUCCAGAAGUCGGGAUCAUCAUUGGGGCCUUGAUUGGCGCCCUGAUAGGCGCUGCUGUCAUCAUCUGUGUGGUGUACUUUGCACGGAACAAAGUUAAGUCAAAGCAAAGGAAGAGGAACUUAAACCCGAGCACGGAACUUGAGCCAAUGACAAAGGCAAGCCAUUCCCAAGACAAUGAAGUCAUUCCAUCUGAAGAGAUCCAGCUAGAAGCAACUUAUCCAUCUUCCAUCCAUGGCGCCCAAUCCACUGAACCUCCUACUGCCAUCUCAGGACCAGAAUACGAGCCUGACCCCCAGCUUGAAACCACCACACAGCCUGACCCUGAACCAGAGCCUAUUCCAGUGCCCGAGAUGGAGAUUCAGUUGGAACCAGAGCUGGAGCCAGAGACAGAGCCUGAGUCUGAGCCUGAGCCUGAGCCUGAGCCUGAGCCUCAGCCUGGAAUUAUAGUUGAGCCCCUGCGCGAGGAGGGGAAGGAUUCAGUUAAGGCAUAGGUGUAGAGACGCUCGGCAUUAAGUACGGCAGUUCUCACGAACCCAUUCCUGGCCUUUAAUGUUUGGUGGACUUAACCAGUCCCCAGUUUGUCCUUCCAUCGUGGACAACCCUCAUCUAACAACAUGCUCAUACUCACCAUUAAUUCAAAAUAAAUAAACCAAGGCAACUACUAAAGAAAUGCAAAGGUUUCUUUGUUUUUAGUAUAGAUUACUUAAAACUGUACUAAUACAUAAACAUAACAAAUGACCAGGCCAAGAUGAGUGGCUCAUUUCUAAUUUAGUUGGCAAUGUAUUCACAAACAUAUUUUCUGUAUUUGUGGUCACUCUGUUUCAUGGGUCACAUGUACACAUGAUAAGGUAGAGUUAAUAUGAUUCAAUAUUCAUUUUAGGAUAAGCUUUCUUCCCAAAUGAUUUUUUAUAUUUACCACUAAGAAAACAAUUUGAUACCAUUGGCUCACAAAUUAGAGAAAAAAAAAAGCAUUUCCCCAAAAUAAGAGAGUUUGUGUCAAGUAGUACAUACAAUUUAAAACAAAGUCUUACAAUUUAUCAUAUUAAAUCUUUAAUAAGUCAUCUCAGUGUCCAACACUUGAGCAUAGCAAUUUUUAUAACUUUUUUUUCACUGCAAAAAGGUAUACAGUCAAACAACUUAAACUCUUUCUUGGUGAACAUAAAGUGUUGGUCUUGUAGGCAGUUUAGAACAUACCUUUGAAAAAGCUAUUAUGUUAUCAUCACUCACUGUCUGCUGCUAUCUGUUUGGGCGGUAGGCUAGGAUGGUGUUCUCAGUAAGCACGGUCUAUUUUAGAUUGUCUAAACUGACAGUUGAAAUCAUCUGUUUUACUGUUUCUAUAGUACACGUUAAUAGAAACAUCACUCUUAUGUCAAUGAUGAACCCCUUCACUUAAAAGCUUUUUCACUGACACCCCUCUCUGAAGAAAUUUGCAAGUAGAUUUCCCUUUUUUUUACUUGUGUAAUCAAUCCUAUAUGAAAUAUUAUUUUAAGGCCA
This is a messenger RNA of Microtus oregoni (creeping vole), 2330 nucleotides long. RefSeq names its product V-set and immunoglobulin domain-containing protein 1-like. Bases 38 to 1327 code for a protein of 429 amino acids. Gene Ontology annotation, cellular component: plasma membrane. The transcript is spliced from 8 exons. Gene Ontology annotation, biological process: maintenance of gastrointestinal epithelium; epithelial cell morphogenesis. NCBI's taxonomy places the organism in Eukaryota, Metazoa, Chordata, Mammalia, Rodentia, Cricetidae. The record is from RefSeq and is a predicted model, not a curated record.